AUGUUCACAUUUCGCGAAUUGGUCGCGGCUGAGGAAUUCUCAUUUAUACAGCCUCCUCCUCCCUCCCUGAACCCUCCUCCUUCCCUCCUCCUCCCUCGAAGACUCAUCAUUUAUCAGCAAGUCUGUCAGGUUGUGUCGUCCAAUGAGUGCCUGUGGGCGGGCGCGGCGCGGCCUCAUUGGCUGCGGGCGGGCUCGUUAUAUAACCUGCUGUUACAAUAUACAGUCAGAGGGAGACGGCCGGCUCGUGAGGCUCAGCAACAGUCGCUGUGUGCCAGUGUAGCGAGCGCGUCGUGGACCAUGCUAUAG
Messenger RNA from Danaus chrysippus (African queen), 306 nucleotides. The record is from the annotation of a GenBank genome assembly. NCBI's taxonomy places the organism in Eukaryota, Metazoa, Arthropoda, Insecta, Lepidoptera, Nymphalidae.